AUGCCGCCCACUGGCCUAGAGCCCGCCAGGAUGAACAGGAAGAAGGGGGACAAGGGCUUUGAAAGCCCGAGACCCUAUAAACUGACCCAUCAGGUGGUCUGCAUAAACAACAUAAACUUCCAGAGGAAAUCUGUGGUGGGAUUUGUGGAAUUGACAAUUUUUCCCACGGUUGCAAACUUGAAUAGAAUCAAGUUGAACAGCAAACAGUGCAGAAUAUACCGUGUCAGGGUCAACGAUUUAGAAGCUGCUUUCAUUUACAAUGACCCAACCUUGGAAGUUUGCCACAGUGAAUCCAAACAGAGAAACCUCAAUUAUUUUUCCAAUGCCUAUGCAGCUGCAGUGAGUGCUGUGGACCCGGACGCCGGAAAUGGAGAGCUUUGCAUUAAGGUUCCCUCAGAGCUCUGGAAACACGUUGACGAGUUAAAGGUCCUGAAGAUACACAUCAAUUUCUCUUUGGAUCAGCCCAAGGGAGGUCUUCACUUUGUGGUGCCCAGUGUCGAGGGAAGCCUGGCUGAGAGGGGUGCCCAUGUUUUCUCUUGUGGGUAUCAGAAUUCCACAAGGUUUUGGUUUCCAUGUGUUGAUUCGUACUCUGAAUUAUGCACAUGGAAAUUAGAAUUUACAGUCGAUGCUGCAAUGGUGGCUGUGUCCAAUGGAGACUUGGUAGAGACGGUGUACACCCACGACAUGAGGAAGAAGACCUUCCACUACAUGCUCACCAUUCCAACGGCGGCCUCUAACAUCUCCUUGGCCAUUGGACCUUUCGAAAUACUUGUAGAUCCCUAUAUGCACGAGGUUACUCAUUUUUGUUUACCUCAACUUCUUCCUUUGCUUAAACAUACCACGUCGUAUCUUCACGAAGUCUUUGAAUUUUAUGAGGAAAUUCUCACAUGUCGAUAUCCGUACUCCUGUUUCAAGACUGUCUUCGUAGAUGAGGCCUAUGUGGAAGUGGCGGCCUACGCUUCCAUGAGCAUUUUUAGCACAAAUCUUUUGCACAGUGCCAUGAUUAUAGACGAGACACCUUUGACAAGAAGGUGUUUAGCACAGUCAUUGGCCCAGCAGUUUUUUGGAUGCUUUCUCUCCUGGGAUGACUGGUCUGAUGAGUGGGUGCUGAAAGGAAUUUCAGGCUAUAUUUAUGGACUUUGGAUGAAAAAAACAUUCGGUGUUAAUGAGUACCGCCAUUGGAUUAAAGAGGAACUGGACAAAAUAGUGGCAUAUGAGUUAAAGACUGGUGGAGUGUUACUGCAUCCCAUUUUUAGUGGAGGAAAAGAGAAAGAUAAUCCCGCAUCCCAUCUUCACUUUUCAAUAAGACAUCCACACACUCUCUCCUGGGAAUAUUACACCAUGUUCCAGUGUAAAGCACACUUUGUGAUGAGAUUGAUUGAAAAUAGAAUCAGUAUGGAGUUUAUGCUACAGGUUUUCAAUAAGCUGCUAAGUCUGGCUAGUACUGCUUCAUCUCAGAAGUUCCAGUCUCACAUGUGGAGUCAGAUGCUGGUUUCCACACAUGGCUUUUUGAAAUCCAUCUCCAAUGUCUCUGGCAAAGACAUCCAGCCUUUAAUAAAGCAGUGGGUAGACCAGAGUGGAGUGGUAAAAUUUUACGGGAGUUUUGCAUUUAAUAGAAAACGAAAUGUCUUAGAACUAGAAAUAAAGCAAGAUUAUACAUCUCCUGGAACACAGAAAUAUGUGGGACCACUGAAAGUAACAGUGCAGGAAUUAGAUGGCUCCUUCAAUCAUACUUUGCAAAUUGAAGAAAACAGUCUUAAGCAUGAUAUACCCUGCCAUUCUAAAAGCAGAAGAAAUAAGAAGAAAAAAAUUCCUCUGAUGAAUGGAGAAGAAGUUGACAUGGAUCUUUCUGCAAUGGAUGCCGAUUCCCCGUUGCUCUGGAUAAGGAUUGACCCGGAUAUGUCAGUCCUGAGGAAGGUAGAGUUUGAACAGGCUGACUUUAUGUGGCAGUAUCAGCUCCGCUACGAGAGGGACGUGGUGGCACAGCAGGAAUCCAUUCUGGCUCUGGAAAAGUUCCCUACCCCAGCAUCUCGGCUUGCACUCACUGACAUCCUAGACCAGGAGCAGUGCUUCUACCGAGUAAGAAUGUCGGCUUGCUUCUGCCUGGCGAAGAUUGCAAACUCGAUGGUGAGCACAUGGACAGGACCACCAGCUAUGAAGUCACUCUUCACUAGGAUGUUUUGUUGUAAAACGUGUCCAAACAUUGUGAAAACAAACAACUUUAUGAGCUUUCAAAGUUAUUUUCUACAGAAGACUAUGCCAGUUGCAAUGGCUUUGUUGAGAGAUGUUCAUAACCUCUGUCCCAAAGAAGUCUUAACAUUUAUUUUAGACUUAAUCAAGUAUAAUGACAACAGAAAAAACAAGUUUUCAGAUAACUAUUAUCGUGCAGAAAUGAUUGAUGCCCUUGCCAACUCUGUUACACCUGCGGUCAGUGUGAAUAAUGAAGUCCGAACUUUGGAUAACUUGAAUCCUGAUGUGAGACUCAUUCUUGAAGAAAUCACCAGGUUUUUGAAUAUGGAAAAACUUCUGCCAAGUUAUAGGCAUACCAUCACUGUGAGUUGUUUGAGAGCCAUUCGAGUACUUCAGAAGAAUGGACAUGUGCCGAGUGACCCAGCUCUUUUUAAGUCUUAUGCAGAGUAUGGCCAUUUUGUGGACAUCAGGAUAGCAGCUUUGGAAGCAGUGGUUGAUUAUACUAAAGUGGACAGGAGUUACGAAGAACUACAGUGGCUACUCACUAUGAUCCACACCGACCCUGUGCCAUAUGUAAGGCAUAAGAUUUUAGACAUGUUGACGAAGAAUCCACCCUUUACUAAGAAUAUGGAGUCUCCCUUAUGCAAUGAAGCCCUGGUGGAUCAGCUGUGGAAGCUUAUGAAUUCUGGGACUUGCCAUGACUGGAGGUUGCGAUGUGGGGCUGUGGACUUGUACUUCACACUGUUUGGCCUCAGUAGGCCUUCCUGCUUGCCCUUGCCAGAACUUGGGUUGGUUCUUAAUCUGAAAGAGAAAAAGGCCGUGCUGAAUCCUACCAUAAUCCCAGAGGUGGUCACAGGCAACCAGGAAGCCACGAGUAACCCCGCCAGCCACCCUCAGAUGGGUGGAUUUCAGAACACGUUCUUGAGUUCUCAAGAUGAGGAGGAAAUUGAUAUGGACACCGUUCAUGAUAGUCAGGCAUUUAUUUCCCAUCAUUUGAACAUGCUGGAAAGACCAUCAACGCCAGGCUUCUCCAAACUUCGGCCAGCCAUCUCUCGGUCGGCGUCAUUACCUCAACACGCCAUGGGCUGCGAUGGCACCCCCAGCACCAAGCCCCCGUGGAGUAUUGAGCUCGCAUGGAGAGCGACAGGUAAAGAGCCGUCGCCUCUGGAGAUGAGCCUACAUCCCGCGGUGGCCACGCCACUGGCCAUGUUCGCCAAGGAGCCAGCGUCCUCCAAGCACAGCGAGCACCACCACCACCACCACCACGAGCACAAG
Elephantulus edwardii (Cape elephant shrew) is the source of this 3465-nucleotide messenger RNA. It is a transcript of the gene TAF2, whose product is annotated as TAF2 RNA polymerase II, TATA box binding protein (TBP)-associated factor, 150kDa. Gene Ontology annotation, cellular component: transcription factor TFIID complex. The annotation marks the transcript as partial. NCBI's taxonomy places the organism in Eukaryota, Metazoa, Chordata, Mammalia, Macroscelidea, Macroscelididae. Gene Ontology annotation, molecular function: RNA polymerase II general transcription initiation factor activity; chromatin binding; transcription cis-regulatory region binding. The record is from RefSeq and is a predicted model, not a curated record. Gene Ontology annotation, biological process: transcription initiation at RNA polymerase II promoter. The transcript is spliced from 27 exons.